Messenger RNA from Anoplopoma fimbria (sablefish), 2115 nucleotides. RefSeq names its product zinc finger DHHC-type palmitoyltransferase 6 (gene zdhhc6). Gene Ontology annotation, molecular function: protein binding; palmitoyltransferase activity. NCBI's taxonomy places the organism in Eukaryota, Metazoa, Chordata, Actinopteri, Perciformes, Anoplopomatidae. The transcript is spliced from 11 exons. Gene Ontology annotation, cellular component: Golgi apparatus. The record is from RefSeq and is a predicted model, not a curated record. Gene Ontology annotation, biological process: protein palmitoylation. Bases 345 to 1583 code for a protein of 412 amino acids.
GUUUCUGGGACACCGCGAGAAAGGUUCCGCUCUGUACACAGGAGAAAUUGAAGGGAAAUAAAAAACCAAGGAAGUGGCCAGAUGGGGAAUUUGAGUCUGUCACAAGGAUAAGGUGCUCCGAAGAUUGGCAGGAGAGGAUGCUGCUCUUUGCCAGGGCAAGAAACAAUGGGACGCGGAGAGCCCCAGUGACCCAAGACCAGGCCAGUUGCUGGGUACUCAGAAGACGAGAAAAAAUAAUAUGUGCAUCAUCUGCACCGCUGACUUUGCAAAAUAGCUGAGGGAUAAAGAAACACUACAUUUCAGGAACUCAACCAAACUACUCUGACUUACCUUGUGGCUUAAAGAUGAAUUUCCUGUCAACUUUUGUGACAUUUCAGAACCUCCAUGAGGUUCGAAGAUUGUGCCACUGGGGUCCAAUCAUAGCCCUGUCUGUCAUUGCUAUAUGCUCCACCAUGGCAAUUCUGGACUCCAUUAUUUGGUACUGGCCGCUAGACACUACAGGAGGAAGCAUCAACUUCAUUAUGCUCCUCAACUGGACUGUCCUCAUCCUCUACAACUACUUCAAUGCUAUGUUUGUGGGACCUGGAUACAUUCCUCUUGGCUGGAAACCAGAGGCUCAACAGGAUACCCAGUACCUACAGUACUGCAGAGUUUGCCAAGGGUACAAGGCCCCCAGGUCCCACCAUUGUCGCAAGUGUAACAGGUGCGUGAUGAAAAUGGACCACCAUUGCCCCUGGAUCAACAACUGCUGCGGCCACCUGAACCACGCCUACUUCACCAGCUUCCUGCUGCUGGCUCCUAUGGGCUGCUCGCACGCUGCCAUCAUCUUCAUUAUGACCAUGUACACACAGCUAUAUGAGAGGAUAUCAUUUGGUUGGAGCACAGUGAAGAUUGAUAUGAGCGCUGUGCGUCAAUUCCAGCCCCUCAUGCCGUUCAGUGUGCCCGCCUUUGCUGCCACACUCUUUGCCUUAGGCUUGGCACUGGGCACCACUAUUGCCGUUGGCAUGCUUUUCUUUAUACAGAUGAAAGUCAUCCUUCGAAAUAAGACCUCGAUCGAGUCCUGGAUCGAGGAAAAGGCCAAAGACAGAAUACAGCACUACCAAACAGGGGAGGAGUUCACCUUCCCUUACGACCUCGGCACCCGCUGGCUGAACUUCAAGCAAGUCUUCACUUGGUCAGGGACGCCCAAGGGUGUUGGCACUGAAUGGCCAGUCCAUCCCAAGUGUCACCAGCACACCUUAACUAUUGAGCAACUGAAGCAGAAAGCGGAUAAACGAGUGAGAAGUCAGGUCCAGUACCAGGCAGUGGAGGACUAUAACGGAGCGUGCUGCCCUCUGAGCAAAGGUCUCCAAACCUUUUUCAGAACCCCCUGCACAGAGGAGCCCAGGAUCCCCCUCAACAAGGGGGACACCAUCCUGGCCACUCGUGGCACCAAAUGGUGGAUGUAUGGAGACAAAGUUUUGAAUGAGGAGCAUAUGAGAGGGGGAGAACGUGUAAGGGGAUGGUUUCCGAGGCGAUGUGUGGAGAAGUGCCAUUAUGACACAGCUGCCAGCGAUAGCACCAGCGAUAAGAAAGCAAACUAAUAUACUUGGCUUUAUGUAGAGCAGGGGAGUUAAACUGAACAAAAAGUGUUUGUCCGUGUUCAUAAACGUACAUCCACUGACGAUGUCAUGCCUGAAGCUGUAGGCUCAUCAUCAAGAAUUUCAUACUAACUUGAAUUUUUUAAAGACAACAUAGUUCACCAAGGCUUACUGAACACCUUUCUGCUGAUUAAUGUCUUGAAGAGGACGACAGAGUUCAUGAGAGGGACUGGUCCCAUGGCUUCAGUUUGACUCCUCUGACCAAAAGUGAAACCCAGCAACAGUCUUAAUUUCCAAGAAUUGCCACCAGGCUUUAAUGUGACUUCAUUGUGAUUACAUGACUUUUUACUUGAAUCUGUCGUUUUUACUUGUGUUGUGGUCUGUUUUUGCUAAUUAUGCAACGCCUCUGCCCAGCUAACCCCGGGAUUCUUCAUGCAACUCUUUCUACAGUAUGGAGAUAACACUUAAUUUCUCUUUAUUAUUUUUGUAAAAAUGGUUCGCCUCAAACUAUGAAUUGAAAAUUAAAAUAAUCUUC